AUGGACCACCAGGCACCCGCCAACGUGCUCUCAACACCGAUGUACGGCAUGUCCCAUAAUCAAACCUUCGAUCCGUUUUUCGGCCAAAGCGGAUUCGACGAUGUUCUCAUGGGGAACUUUUUGCACGAUAUUGUCAAUACAAAUGACUCCGUCUCCCAUCUAUUUGGCACCAAUGCCAGCGCGUUUCCCGAUGUCUUGCAUUUCGGCUCCGAUGAUCUCGCAGAUUUCCCCUCUUCAGCCUUUGACCGUACCUAUCUUACUUCCGCCCCGAUACAAGGUUCACGCCCUAGCGAGGGGGGAGACCUACCCUUGUCUCUCUCUACCGACCCCCAAACUCCGGCUGUGCGAAGAGCAGUCCAUGCCGGUGAACAAGCUUUCCGUGAGUCCAUGUGGCUUUGGGAUCCUUCAAUGGAAGACAACACUAUAUCAGAGCAGGCCAAUCUUGGCCUCUCCACAGACCACUCUGUACUCCAACACCGAUUUCGAGAAUUGGACCCACGUUUUCGUCUGUCACAAAGAAGCCGUGACCGGCUUCUGUCUAUGGUUUUGCGGACAUGCGAGUCCGGUGUACAGCGACAGGUUGUGUCUUGCUUUCCUUCAGUCGAGUUUCUCUCCUUCAUCUUGGCUGAUUUCAGAGCUCGACACAUUCGCCAAAUAUCACCGUGGAUACAUUUCGACACAAUCAAUCUUGAAAAUGAGUGCGAAGAGUUUCUAGCAGCUCUUAUAUGUGCAGGUGCCGCCGAGUCACGGCAGCCUGACAUCCGCAGGCUGGGGUCUGCGUUACAAGAAGCUGUCCGUGUUGCAAUACUCAAGCGACUAGAGGACGACAAUAGACAACUUCGGGACUUGCGAUCCACACAAGCACUAGUCUUGAUCCUCAUUGUCGGCCUGAAUUCUGCAUCCCGUCGGAAAAUUGAGAUCGCGGAAACUCUGACUCUCAGUGCCGUCACCACUCUCCGAAGAGGUGAACGAUUUCGAAACCGAAGUGACACCAGGUCAGGCAUAGACACCGUGCAGCAGUCCGAACCCCUUGAUGCACGAUGGAUGAAGUGGAUUCAGGAAGAAUCUUUCAAGAGGCUGGUUUACCACGUACUAUUCCAGGAUGCCCAAGUCUCCUCUGCUCUCUUCCGCCAACCAAUCGUGUCCUACACUGAGAUUAACCUUGUGCUGCCGUGCCCACAAGAUAUGUGGAACGCUAACAACGCCGAGACCUGGUGGCAAGCAACUCUCAGAAGCCAAAGUGCAUCAGACCCGACACCACCCACAUUACCCCAAGCCUUACAUGAUCCAGCUCUGAUCAGUCUUCGAAGAGACAAGAUCGACGUGCAGAUGAGCCUCAGAGUCUUGGUCUCAAUCUUUUGGCUGCGGGUAUGGCAAUCGAUUCAGCUCCGCGCAGCCUCUUCACUGGAUAUGUACGGCGCAUCUCCGCCAUCGAGCGACCAGUUUUUCCAACAGCUUGUGUCACACGGCCAAAGUCUGAGCUUACGCUUCUCUGAGGGGUCUGACGAAAUGCAUGCUUCGAUCAGAAUGAUUCUAGAACUCGGUUUGAUGCAUCUCCAUGUCUCUCUUGAAGAUAUCCAGCUGCUUGCUGGAAAGGAAGGCGAGGAUCAGGCCCGGAAAGCCGCUUCUCGUCUUCGAUCCUGGAUCAGCCUUCCAGAGUCACGAAAGGCAUUGUUUCAUGCCGGUCAGGUUGCCAAAGAGGCGGCACGUUGUCCGUUGGAUUUCUUCCGUGGCUAUCAUGCCGUGGUAGUCUAUCAUGCUAGUCUCACAAUGUGGGCUUAUGCACUACUAUCAAACAGCCAGAGUGAAAGACAAUCUCCACAACUUGGCACAGUCCUUGAAUACAAUGGCCUCACGACGCUGGUCCAACUUGACGAAAAUGAAACCCCGGAAAUUAAACGAUUCAUUCUGCUUGGAUCAGCCACGGCGGCCAUCAAGAGGUACAAAGACAAAGACGAUAUAUGCGAUGUUGAUGUCCCACAAAUCGUGCCACUGACGAAUGCCUCGGAUGUCAUGAUGAGUAUGGCUGCUUUAUUGGCAACCCGAGACGAGAGCGAGCAUUACUGUAUCCCUCUCGUCAACUAUCUGACUAGACUGAUGCGUUCUUUGGCCAAGGCUUCUACUGCCAUGAAGCUGUUACGAUGA
Molecule: messenger RNA, 2145 nt
Organism: Exophiala mesophila
Lineage: Eukaryota; Fungi; Ascomycota; Eurotiomycetes; Chaetothyriales; Herpotrichiellaceae
Exons: 2
Coding region: 1-2145 (714 amino acids)
Biological process (GO): DNA-templated transcription
Molecular function (GO): DNA binding; zinc ion binding
Source: RefSeq, a predicted model, not a curated record